AUGGAAGAAGACAGGAUCGACUUCACAUUUUUCCAUGGUGGUUUUAGAUAUGCCGUCAAAUGUAUAAUCACGAAUUCGAUGGACCCCAACGAAUUUCGUGAAAUGGAGGAAGAACUCUCAGAGAGCUCUCCAUUCUAUACCGUGGGCAUCAUCGUAGGCCCUUCGCUCCCCACUGAUGCCUACGGUUGGCAAGAAUCGAGGUAUAAUAUCCUCAUCGCCCGUCCGACAGAGUUUGUCGAUAAAGUGAGGGGGUAUCGACCUCAAACCAAUUUGGUGGAGAGGUUGAGGCAGGCGAGAGAGCGAGACUAUGAACAUGUCCUUGCAGAG
Messenger RNA from Paraglomus brasilianum, 327 nucleotides. The record is from the annotation of a GenBank genome assembly. Lineage: Eukaryota; Fungi; Glomeromycota; Glomeromycetes; Paraglomerales; Paraglomeraceae.